AUGGCAUCUCUCACAGCUGACAAAAUACACCAGCAGGCAGGAAAGAAUCCAAAGAAGGUCGUAGUCAACUUCACCAAAAGCCAUAACAUGGUCCAGUGUGAAUUUGAGAUUUGGGGCAAAAAUGGCGCCGGUCGUGCCCGCUGCCUAGAUACAUGGGAUAUCUUUCCAGCGCCCGCCACCAACACUCGCCAAGCGGCCAAGCCCGAUCCUUUCCUCCUUCGAAGCGAAGUGUUUGGGCAACAUGUCCUUCCAGGACGAAGCCCAAACGAUCGACUUCCUUUGGACUUGGGCCGACUUCGUGUUAUCUCCACUACAUAUAUCCUUGCACAAGGACUAGUACCUCGGACUUGA
Penicillium taxi is the source of this 351-nucleotide messenger RNA. RefSeq lists its product as uncharacterized. The transcript has a single exon. The coding region runs from base 1 to 351 and encodes 116 amino acids. The record is from RefSeq and is a predicted model, not a curated record. NCBI's taxonomy places the organism in Eukaryota, Fungi, Ascomycota, Eurotiomycetes, Eurotiales, Aspergillaceae.